AUGAUCAAAAGUUUUGCCCAGGAUAUCGCCAAAAUUGAGGUCGGAAAGGACUGGCCGUAUAGCUUCGUCCGACGUAACAGCGAUGAGCUCGGUUGCACUUGGUUCGACGGUUUUGAUAUCGCAAGAAAGAGAGCAGACAAUGCUUCUAGAUACAGAGCCUACUAUGAGCUUAUUGGCGAGAAAAUCGAGAAAUACGACAUCCUGCCUUGCAACACGUAUAAUGUGGACGAAAAGGGCUUUCUCCUCGGCGUCAUCAAUCGUACCAAGAGAGAUGGCAACAGAUCAUGGAUCACGUUCCUGGCAUGUGUCUGUCAAGACCUGACCGCGCUACCCCCGUUUCUCAUCUACCAAGGCAAGCCAGGGCAAGUUCAGGACUCCUGGCUCACGGAGUUUGAUCCGGAGCACCAAGCGGCGUUUUCACAACCUCAGAAACGGGUUGGACGAACCAUGAACUUGGAAAGGAAUGGCUCAUUGGUGUUUUCGACCGGUUCACGAAAGAAAAGGCGCGAAACGGCCGGGAUUACCGCCUCCUGA
This is a messenger RNA of Hirsutella rhossiliensis, 534 nucleotides long. RefSeq names its product DDE superfamily endonuclease, CENP-B-like protein. The record is from RefSeq and is a predicted model, not a curated record. The transcript is spliced from 3 exons. Lineage: Eukaryota; Fungi; Ascomycota; Sordariomycetes; Hypocreales; Ophiocordycipitaceae. The coding region runs from base 1 to 534 and encodes 177 amino acids.